GGCAUCGUAUUUUUCCCAUCACUACAUUUUUGUUUACAAAAAAAGCCGAAAUAAUUGGGCAUUUUUAUCUGUUUUAAGGAGAAGUACUAUUCGAAACCAGUAAAUCCCUCAUCAUGCCGAAGAACGGAGGUGCCGGGCACAGGAACAACGCCCCCAGGAAGCGCCAAACGCCGGCGGUGCAGCUGGACGAGGAGAAUCCCAUUGUGCAGGCCUUUCGCAACUAUUCCAAUGAGCUGACCAUGAAGCACGACCGCCACGAGCGGAUCGUCAAGCUGAGCCGCGACAUCACCAUCGAGUCCAAGCGCAUCAUCUUCCUGCUGCACUCCAUCGACUCGCGCAAGCAGAACAAGGAGAAGGUCCUGGAGGAGGCUCGCCAGCGGCUGGCCAAGCUGAUUGAGGUGAACUUUAGGGCCGUCGCCCUGGAGCUGCGCGACCAGGAUGUCUACCAGUUCCGCGGCGCCUACUCGCCGGGCCUGCAGGAGUUCAUCGAGGCGUACACCUACAUGGAGUACCUGUGCCACGAGGAUGGGGAGGCCUCCGGCAGCGAAACCAAGAGCGUCUCCGACUGGCAGGCCAUCCAGGCGGUGAUGCAGUACGUCGAGGAGAUCAAGGUUGAGAAAGUGGAACCUACAGAGGGUGAAGAAAUGGAUGUAAUACCGCUGGCGGAGAAGGAAAACCCCAGGAAAUUCCAGUUCUUUGUGGACCCAACUGAAUAUAUACUGGGUUUAUCCGAUCUUACGGGGGAACUCAUGCGCCGCUGCAUCAAUUCGCUGGGCAGUGGCGAUACAGACACUUGUUUGGAGACCUGCAAGACCUUGCAGCACUUUUACACGGGCUACAUCAGCCUGAACUGCCAGCGAGCCCGGGAACUGUGGCGCAAGAUCACCACCAUGCGACAGAGCGUACUCAAGGCCGAGAAUGUCUGCUACAAUGUGAAAGUGCGCGGCGGCGAGGCUGCCAAAUGGGGCGCCACCUUCGACCAAAAGCCAGCCGAGGAUGUGGACGAGGGCUUCUACUAGAUAUAAGUUUGCAACAAUGGAAUAUACAUUUAUGAAUUAAAUGGUGAUUAAUCUAA
Molecule: messenger RNA, 1075 nt
Organism: Drosophila takahashii
Lineage: Eukaryota; Metazoa; Arthropoda; Insecta; Diptera; Drosophilidae
Gene: Trax
Product: Translin associated factor X
Cellular component (GO): cytoplasm; nucleus
Molecular function (GO): sequence-specific DNA binding; RNA endonuclease activity; RNA binding
Source: RefSeq, a predicted model, not a curated record